GUUGUUGCUGCUGCUGCAUCUGCUGGGGUUUUCCUUGGGCAAACGCCUGCAUAUUUUGCUGAAGCUGCUGCUGCUGUUGUUGUUGCUGAUGCUGAUGCUGCUGGAGGAGGAGCUGCUGCUGCUGUUGCUGCUGCUGCUGCGCUGCAUCCGGUGUGGCCUGUUGAGGCGUUGGUGUGCGCAUUGGCAUAGCCUGAGAUUGAGCCAUUUGCGCGAAAUGCUGAGAGGAAUGUUGAUUAUGCUGAGGUGUGGGCGUACCCAUAUGAGCAGGGGAAGGAGCAUGUUGCAUUUGCGGAGUCUGAUGUGAAUGAUGCGAGUGGAUGGAUGCAGCGGGUGAUGGCGCGCCAGUAGGUUGAGGCGUCGCCACGGGAUAGUUGGAGUGUUGUGACGUCGGAGGAGUCGUGUUCAUCGUGGCUGUCGGAGACUGUGCAAAGCCGUGUUGUUGGACAUGCGGUGAAGUGACGCGAUGAGAAGCGGCGGAUCCUGGACGAGGUGCCAUGUGUUGAGGUAGACUUGACAGAGGUUGGCCUUGAGAUACGGCAACCCCCUGCUGGUGCUGCGAUUGCGGCGGCGGCGGCGGCGGCGGCUGAGCGUUGGUAUUCUGUCGCAUUUGACUCUGAUGACUCCCGUUGGAGUGAGCUGAAUCCGAU
Messenger RNA from Kockovaella imperatae, 647 nucleotides. RefSeq lists its product as hypothetical. The coding region runs from base 89 to 304 and encodes 71 amino acids. Lineage: Eukaryota; Fungi; Basidiomycota; Tremellomycetes; Tremellales; Cuniculitremaceae. The record is from RefSeq and is a predicted model, not a curated record. The transcript has a single exon.